UAUACUAGAAUAUUUCUAGUUGUGUGUGAUUACUUUCUCAAUCUGUUUCCAUAUAAGUAACAAAAUUUAAAGAGUCCUUCUACUGGCAGAUUUCCGAUUCACAUUUACGUUAUUCAAGCAAGUUUCUUAUUUUUUUUAGUGUCUUUGUUGAUAGAUCUCGGCCAAAAAAGUAACAGUUGUUUGAUGGUAUCUGCUUUUAUUUGCAGACUUAAACAGCCAAUUCCAGUCGAUAAGGAAGUCUCUCAGGAUGUUCAACUUGUAUCAACAUAUGAAACCUGGAGACGCUAAGGAACAGAAGGAAGCGGAAACGACCGGACAUGACAGGUUUUAUCAGGAACGUUCAAGAUCCAGCUACAGGAAGAAGAAGAAACGAGCCUGUCGCAGAGCGCAGUCUGCAGCAGAGUUCGACCCUGCAUCAGUGGCUGCUGCAAAUAAGAGAGAUGCGUUCAGACUACGCUCUGUGUCCACAGAUAAAGAGGAAAGUGAAGAGGAAAUAUCCGAGCGAGCCCCAUUAGUUGCCCAGAAGAUAGAUUUCUUAGCAAAAUUUCUCUUCAACAAAUCAUUGAUGGGUUCUGGUUCAGGAAAGUCCUCGCCUUCGGAAGCCACUUCUUCACCAAGAGUUGCUGAGCGAUCAAUGGAGAGUUCCGUUGCUUUGGCGAUUUGCAAUGAAUAUUUAGCACACACUCCGAGAUACAGCAUGAUGUCGCCGCUGGGUCAGAUCGGCUCUCGUCCCAACAAGCACUGGUUCGCCAUACAUGACAACUCGAUCAAGACUGAGCGACUGCUCAUUCUUAUGCCGUUGUCUAGUAGGUGUUCUAUAGAACCCAGUGACCGUUCCCGCGAGCUGAUGAAGGAGCUGUUCCGAGCACUCCAUCACCCCUACAUCUGCCCGGUGCUCGACCUGGAGAUGUGCAGCGGACACGCCAUCGCCGUCCUGCCAUACAACUCCAGAGGCAGUCUCAAGGACGUCAUCUAUAAAAGUACAUGGAGCGACGAGUACUGUCGUAAGUACAAUUCGUCCGGGGCCGGGUUACCGCCGACACAAGUGGCGCGUUUCGGGAGACAGAUGUUGGAAGGAUUACUGUUCCUCAAGGAGAAGGGAUUCCCACCCUUCAGACAUCUCCACACCGGCAACGUUGUGGUACAAAACGGCGUAGCGCGUAUAUGCGGUAUAGAGAACACAUUGAUCGGCGCUCCGCCCCGGCAAGCCAUCCGCUCUCUCCCCCUGGAACACGUGGAGUCCCUCGCUCUGGGACACGUCCUGUUUGAGAUGUGCGCAGCGGAUACCGACCUCGCCCUGAUAACAGACCUGCCGGCCGUGUAUUCACAGGUCGUGGACAUCAUUGAACUGAUAUUCAGCGCUCGUCCUCCGAGCCUGCAUGAGCUGCUGCUGUGUGAAUUGUUUCGGAAGAUAGACCUGAGAGAAAUGAAAGGAUCUUGUUUGCCCAACUUCAGUCAGCGUUUAUCUCACUCGUGCCUGUCUUUGUUGGGCGAGGUGUCUCGUCGUCAGAGUGUUGGCGCGACUUGUUCUACUCCUUGCUCCAGUCGUGGCAUGACUCCCGGUUCGCCGUCGCCCGCCACACCACCCUCUCGUAGGAGGUACCUCUUCCUAGAUCAGGACUACACCGAAGAAUGGCAACACUGAAACUUAAAAAUUAUCCUAUAUAUCCUAUUUUCUGAGAAUUUUGUAAUUCUAUUUCUG
Molecule: messenger RNA, 1702 nt
Organism: Danaus plexippus (monarch butterfly)
Lineage: Eukaryota; Metazoa; Arthropoda; Insecta; Lepidoptera; Nymphalidae
Gene: Slob
Product: slowpoke-binding protein
Exons: 11
Coding region: 248-1645 (465 amino acids)
Source: RefSeq, a predicted model, not a curated record